AUGCAACUCCUCUGCUGGUGGCAAGUACUGCUGUGGGUGCUGGGCCUUCCGGCCCGCGGCCUGGAGGUUGCAGAGGACAGUGGUCUAUCGUGGCGGGAGGAGCAGCCUGGCCCUGCUCUCCAGGUUGGAGCUGUGUACCUGCACGAAGAGGAGGCUGCUCAGGGCCAUCUGGGCCAGGCGAGGGCGUCGGAGCCCACCGAAGCCUCUCUGGGCCUGGGUCCCCGCGGAGAUCCCAUGGUGGUGCUGUCCGUGAUUCCUGGGGCAACUGAGGACCCACAGAGCCCCGAGGCCCGCGAUGGCACCUGCAGUGCACGGGGAGAGGAGGACCGGCGCUGCGGCCGAGAGAACCUUUUCGGACUGCAGGGUGCGGGCGGCUUCUCAGACCGGGAAGAGGAAUACUACUCUGAGCCUGGAGUGGCUGAGGCUGAGCCUGUUGCCACUGAGGAUGCCAAUAGCACCGACAGCCUCAAGUCCCCCAAGGUGAACUGCGAGGAGAGAAAUGUGACCGGGCUAGAAAAUUUCACUCUGAAGAUUUUAAACAUGUCCCAGGACCUCAUGGACUUUCUAAACCCAAACGGUAGUGACUGUACACUGGUCCUCUUCUACACACCGUGGUGCCGGUUUUCCGCCAGCCUGGCUCCUCAUUUUAACUCUCUGCCUCGGGCUUUUCCAACCCUCGGCUUUUUGGCUCUGGAUGCGUCUCAGCACAGCAGCCUUUCUACCAGAUUUGGCACUGUAGCUGUCCCCAACAUUUUGCUAUUUCAAGGAGCUAAACCAAUGGCGAGGUUCAAUCACACAGACCGAACUCUGGAAACACUGAAGGUCUUCAUUUUCAAUCAGACAGGUAUAGAGGCCAAGAAAAACGUGGUGGUAACACAAGCUGACCACAUGGGCCCUCUCCCCAGCACGUUGAUAAAGACCGUGGAUUGGUUGCUUGUAUUUUCCUUAUUCUUUUUAAUUAGUUUUAUUAUGUAUGCUACCAUCCGGACUGAGAGCAUUCGGUGGCUGAUUCCCGGACAAGAGCAGGAGCACGCAGAGUAGGGGGUGGACGACAGUGCUUCGAAGAGGGACCAGUAUCACAGCCGCAGGACUUUCUCCA
Acomys russatus (golden spiny mouse) is the source of this 1099-nucleotide messenger RNA. RefSeq names its product thioredoxin domain containing 15 (gene Txndc15). Gene Ontology annotation, cellular component: cilium. Lineage: Eukaryota; Metazoa; Chordata; Mammalia; Rodentia; Muridae. The record is from RefSeq and is a predicted model, not a curated record. Gene Ontology annotation, biological process: cilium assembly. The coding region runs from base 1 to 1041 and encodes 346 amino acids. The transcript has 5 exons.